Messenger RNA from Quercus robur (English oak), 4474 nucleotides. RefSeq names its product disease resistance protein RUN1-like. The record is from RefSeq and is a predicted model, not a curated record. Gene Ontology annotation, molecular function: ADP binding; protein binding. Gene Ontology annotation, biological process: signal transduction; defense response. The transcript has 7 exons. Bases 220 to 3951 code for a protein of 1243 amino acids. Lineage: Eukaryota; Viridiplantae; Streptophyta; Magnoliopsida; Fagales; Fagaceae.
CUUUCCUUUAACUCUCUAACACGAACAGAACCCCACACUACAUUUAAAGCGAGUCACCAUUACCGUCCACAAGUUCUCUAUAACAUACACUUUGUGAUCUCUAUUAUUUUCUAUUUUUUCAAACUGAGCACACACAAAGUUCUUUUGCGGCCAAUCGUUUUGAGCCUCUUCAUCUACUCGACCUGGACAACCUCAUCAGCACCCUCAAGCAUAUUUUCGAUGGCUUCCAUAAGCACUCAAAAAGACUCAUCUUCCUCAUCAUUUUCGUCUUCAAUCCCACAAUGGAAAUAUGAUGUCUUUCUCAGCUUUAGAGGUGAGGAUACCCGUAAUGGUUUUACAGACCAUCUAUAUGCUGCCUUGAUACAGAAGGGCAUUGUCACCUUUAGAGAUGAGGAAAAACUUGAGAGAGGUAAAUCCAUUUCACCAGAGCUCUUGAAAGCAAUAGAAGAAUCCAAGUUUGCAAUUGUCAUUAUCUCAAGAAACUAUGCAUCUUCUUCAUGGUGCUUGGAUGAACUUGCAAAAAUCAUUGAAUGCAUGAAAGAGAUAGGAACAACAGUUUGGCCAAUUUUUUAUGAUGUGGAUCCAUCUAAUGUGCGUAAACAAACGGGAAGUUUUGCCCAAGCCUUUGCUACACAUGAGGAGCGUUUCAAGGAUCACAUAGAGAAGGUGCAAACCUGGAGAGCUACUUUGAAAGAAGUGGCCAAUCUUAAAGGGUGGCAUUUACAGGAUAGGCCUGAGUCAAUAUUUAUCCAAAAUAUUGUGGGAGAGUUAUGGCAUAAAUUGAGUUGUGCAUUCUCAGAAGAUAUUGAAGACCUUGUAGGAAUAGAAUCUCGAGUGAAAAAAUUGGAGUCAUAUUUGGCUAUAGAGUUUAACGAUAUUCGCAUUGUAGGGGUUUGGGGGAUGGGGGGAAUUGGUAAAACAACUCUUGCUAGAGUUGUUUCUCGUAUGGUUGCUAAGAAAUACGAAGGCUAUUGUUUUCUUGCUAAUGUUAGGGAGGUUUGUGAAAAAGAUGGUUUAGUUUCAUUACAAGAACAACUUAUUAGUCAAAUUUUAAAUGAAAAUAUCAAUAUACAAAAUGUUGAUGAUGGGGUGUACGUGAUCAAGAAUCGAUUACGUGAUAAAAGAAUUCUUCUUGUUCUUGAUGAUGUAAAUCAAUUAGACCAGUUAAAAAAGUUAGCUGGGAAGCAUAAUUGGUUUGGUUUAGGUAGUAGAGUUAUCAUAACAACAAGGGAUAAGCACUUACUACAUAUUCUUGAAGUAGAUGAAAUAUACGAAAUUGAAGGAUUGAAUGAUGAUGAAGCUCUUCAUCUUUUGAGUUUGAAAGCUUUUCAUAAUGACCAUCCUCCCAAAGAUUAUCUGGAGUUGUCUAAAGAUGUUGUACAAUAUACUAAAGGUCUUCCUCUAGCUAUUGAGAUUUUGGGUUCCUUUUUGUUUGGUAGAAGCAUUAAUCAAUGGAAAAGUCUAUUAAGUAGGCCAACAGAAUUUCCUGAACAUGAAAUUCUGCAAGCACUUAAAAUAAGUUAUGAUGGAUUACAUGAAACAGAGAAAAAAAUAUUUCUAUAUAUUGCAUGUUUCUUUAAUCAUAAGGACAAAGAUAGUGUAGUAGAAAAACUAAAUUAUCUUGGCCUUUAUCCGGAUGUUGGAUUAGAGGAUCUUGUUGACAAAUCUCUCAUAAAGAUGAGUGACAUUGAAGUGUGUGUGCAUGAUUUACUACAAGAAAUGGGCAGGAAAAUAGUUUAUGAAGAGAGCCCUGAAGAGCCUGGAAAGCGUAGUAGUCUGUGGUCAUUUGAGGACAUUAACAAUGUUCUAACAAAAAAUACGGGAACAGAAGCAAUUCAAGCCAUAGUCCUAAAGCUGCGUGAAUCGAAAGAGGCAGAUUGGAAUCCUGAAUCUUUUUCAAAGAUGCAUCAUCUUAAAUUGCUCAUAAUUAAUAAUGUUCAACUUCUUCAUGAACCCAAACAUCUUCCUAAUGGCUUAAGAUUUAUUGAUUGGAGUGGAUACCCUUCAAAGUCUUUGCCAUUAAAUUUCCAAUCAAACGAGCUUAUUGAACUUCACAUGUGCAAUAGCUACAUUGAACAACUUUGGAAAGGAGCAAAGUCUUUUGAGAGGUUGAAAAUCAUCCAAAUGAACCAGUCUUCAAAUCUUAUAGAAACCCCUGAUUUCACCAAAGUUCCAAAUCUUGAGCAAUUGGUCCUAGAAGAUUGUAUAAAUAUAACUGGGGUGCACCCAUCAAUUGGAGUUCAUAAAAAGCUUACUCUUCUCAAUUUAAAAGGCUGCAAAAACCUAAAAACUCUUCCGAACAAGUUUGAAAUCGAGUCUCUUAAUAUUCUUAUUCUUUCUGGUUGCUCAAAAGUAAGAAAAAUCCCAGAAUUCAGAGAAAAUAUGCAAUGUGUAUUGGAGCUUUACUUGGAUGGAACUGCUAUUACUAAACUACCCACAUCAAUUGGGUAUUUGACUGGCCUUGCUUUAUUGAAUAUAAGAGAUUGCAAAAGUCUUACGUGUCUACCAAGCACCAUUUUUAAUUUGAAAUUUCUUAAAAAUGUGGAUAUUUUUGGAUGCACAAAAUUGGGGAGACUGCCAGAGAAUUUGGGGAAUGCAGAAAGUAUAGAGAAGCUUGAUUUGGGCCAAACUGCUAUAAGACAUGUGCCUUCUUCCAUUGUUCUCCUAAAAAAUCUUAAAGUGCUAUCUUUCUAUGGAUGCAAGGGGUUGUCAUCAUCUAAUAAUUCAUGGUAUGAGCUCCUCACUUUUUAUUUUAUGUCAAGAAGUCCAGAUCCUAUGGGAUUGUCCUCUCUAUUGGGUUUGUGUUCAUUGACUGAAUUGAAUCUUAGUGAUUGCAAUCUCAAGGCAAUCCCCAAUGAUGUUGGUUGCUUAAAUUGUUUAGAAACAAUGGACCUAAGUGGAAAUACUUUUGUUUGCCUUCCUGAAAGCAUCGGUCAACUAUGUAAGUUGAGAGAAAUGUUUUUGACAAAUUGCACAAGUCUUCAAUCAUUGCCAAAGAUUCCAUUAAAUAUUGUUUCUAUUAGGGGAUAUGGUUGUGUCUCAUUGGAAACAGUACCAGAUCUACUGAAACCUAAUUAUUUAUGUGAGGCAGAGCUUGUUCUUUCAAAUUGCAGUAGAUUGGCUAACAAUCAAGGUGUCAUUGACAUGUUUUUUGCAGUGAUAAGAAAGCACCUUCAGGGAUUUUCUUUUGACAAUAGACAUGACUUUCAAGAUUUUGACAAUAGACAUGACUUUCAAGAUUUUGACAAUAAAUGGUAUUAUGAAAUCCUUAUUCCUGGAAGUGUAAUUCCGAAGUGGUUUAGCCAUCAAAGCAUGGGGGCUAAAGUGACUAUAACAGUAUCUUCUUAUUUGUGUGACGAGUGGAUGGGAAUUGCUGUUUGUGUUGUAUUUUGUUCACUUCCACAUCACCAAAUUGACCUGGAAGGUGUACUUGAGUGUUGGUUGAUGGUCAACGGAAAAUAUAUGUCUUGUGCACCAAGCAUGAUCACAUUUGUUGCUUUAUCAGAUCAUAUUUGGCUACUUUAUGUGCUUCGUCAACGUUACAAGGAUGACGAGGUGGACGUAAAAUUACUGAAGGAAUGGGAAGCAAAUGAAUUCAAACAAAUUGGUAUUGAAAUUGUUGCUAGUCCAGGCUUGGAGGUGAAGGAAUGCGGAUUCCGUAUGGUAUACAAGAAAGACAUAAAAGAUCUCAACCAAACUAUGGCUCAGAGUAGCAACACCAGCAUCAUUCCUUAUGGGGACUUAGGUGUUCUCCGUUAUAAUUUCGACAAUUCGGUAGUGGUAGCAGAAGGCAACCAAGAAAAGCGAACCCGUGAUAAUUAUGAUGGGGUUGGAGCUAGUGGAGACGGAAGCUCCAAUGAUGUGCCGCACCCAAAAAGGAUUGAAAGGCUUGCAGAAUUUAACAACCAUGAUAACUCUGAUUGUGCGAAGUCAAGUGGGUACAAGGAUUGAAGUGAUGAGUUUAUUGAGUGGCGGGAAUCUAGUGAAACUGAUUUGGAAUGUUGAUGGAAUUUGAAGGGUUCAAAAUACUUUGAUUAUUGGACUCGUUCAUAAGGAGAAAAUAUCACACAGCCAAGAGACAAGAAGACUAGUGCGGUCCAUUGUACGCUUCUAAUUUUCACCUACUCUAAUAGAUUACAGGGUAAAAUCUGCACUUUUGCUGCCUAUAUAAUUCAUCUUUUUAAAAUUUUUUCAAAGUUCAAAAACAAUAUAUGUAUGCCACUGCAAACAUUAUAAUUGGAAUUAAUUAUUAUGUCGUUACAUAUUAUAUAUGAGAACUUGUGUAUAGAUCACAAUUAGAAUGAUUAGUCUAGCUAGAUGUAGCAUCAAGCUUCCUCGCUAAAGGUUUCCUACGGUUUUGUACCGAUAACCUUCAACCAAAAAAACUUUUCUUUUGGUUUGGUUUUAGAGAAUGGACAAUUAUUCUAUUAUUAUUAUUAUUUUUUUUUGCUCUGAAAUUUUUAUUAUUUUAAUG